Pogona vitticeps (central bearded dragon) is the source of this 2847-nucleotide messenger RNA. It is a transcript of the gene RHBDD3, whose product is annotated as rhomboid domain containing 3. Gene Ontology annotation, molecular function: protein binding; serine-type endopeptidase activity. NCBI's taxonomy places the organism in Eukaryota, Metazoa, Chordata, Lepidosauria, Squamata, Agamidae. The record is from RefSeq and is a predicted model, not a curated record. Gene Ontology annotation, cellular component: membrane.
AUGGAGAAACUUCGCAGAAAGCUCUUCCCUCCCGCCCUCCGAGGCGGCCUCCCCGCUCCCCCUCGCGUCCCAGUACGAGGCCUCGCCGGGCCUCCCCCUCACUCACCCGUGGACGCCAUUUUCUCCCUCUCGCUUCGCCUCCUCUUUCUCUCUGGCGCCCCCCUCCCCCUUCCAACGUCCUCCCCGGUCUUCGGGCCGCCCGGCAGUGCGCACGCGCGGGGCUCUCGUCAGCUCGGACUGCCCCUACUGCGCCGGCGCGAAGAGGAGGAGGAGGAGGAGGAAGGGGCGAAAGAAGCCGAGUUUGCCUCCUACGCGCGGCCUCUUUGGCCCCGCCUCCCCGCUGGGACCUCCCACUCCGAAGAGGGAGGGGAGCGCGCUCUAGCGAGGCGGAGUUGCCGGGCGGCCCGAAGGCUUCGUCAUCACACCGCCCGAACGACCACCCCUUUCCGGCCGCGGAGAGUGGUUCCGUCCAGCGGAGCCGCUAGGGAUCGUCGCGCAAGAGACGGGGGCAUGCCGGUCCAGACCAGGCGGUGGAGGUGGCGUUCUCCCCCAAUGGCCUCCUCCACGCUCAUGGCGCUGCUCUGCAUUUUCUGGUUGACGGGCGUCGGGGAGAGCUUGGGCUUGGCGCCCAGCCUGCUCAGCAGCCCUUGGCAAUGUUUCCGCCUCGUGACCUACUGCUUCUGCCACACAGACGCCUCCCUUCUCUGCACCAACCUGCUGUUCUUCCUGCCCCUGGGCUGGCACCAGGAGCUACGGCUGGGCACCCUCCGUUACCUCCACGUCUCCGUGCUCGGGGCGGCCGCCUCGGCGGUGCUCUACCUCCUCCUCUCUGCGCUGUGGGACCGGCGGCCUGCCCUCCCUGUUGGCAGCUAUGCCCCGGUGCAUCUGGUCUUACUGGGAUGCUACCAAAGGCACCAGAAGCAGAGGGGGCUCUCCGGGUGGAUUUCCGUGGCUCUGUGGGCCGGGAUGCUCCUGGGCCUCACCCAGGUCCUUUCCCCACAUUCUCCUUUCUUCCUGCACGUGUGCGGGCUGCUGGCGGGCCUGGCCUACUGGGCUGGCGUUUUCUCCCCGCUGGAGCUACCAGAGGCGUGCCUAGAAGGCGUCCACAACUGGAUGGUCCGCAGGAUGCAGGCCGGAGGCUCUGCCUUCGGAUUUGUGUUGCCCCCAGCAGUUGGAAUUCUUCCGCUCACGGAUCCAGCAGCUACAGCGGCAAGGGUUUCUCCUGUGUUGUCUUCUACCUCUUACUGGAGCGGAGAAAGAACAGAGCAGGAGCGAGAGCCCCGGGCGCUCUUGGCAUCGCGUUCUCUGCCUCCCUUCUCUGCUCCGCUGGAGGCAUCCCACGUUCCUUUUUCGGCCCUGACGGAUGACGAGCAGCUCCAAGCCGGGAUCCAGGCCUCCUUGCAGGACAUGGCUAAGGAAGAAAUGAAGCUUUCCAAAUCAUCUGUUUCUUCUCUACGGCUUCAGCAGCUACAGAGAAUGGGCUUCCCCACCAACCAGGCCGUGGUGGCGCUGGCAGCCACGGGCCACGUUGAGGGUGCGGUCUCAUUGCUGAUUGGCGGCCACGUGGGAGAUGAAACCGUGGUGAUGACGGAGAGCCGCCGGCAGCCUCUUCCGGAUCACCGUCCGUGAGGCCACAGGGAGGGCCAAGCAAAGCUGGACUUUCCCGGGGGUGUGUGGGGCCUCCGGGCAGAAGACCGGGCUCAGGAAGAAGGGAUGGUGGUUUCCGUGGCUUUAACCAGAAGAUGGACGUGGCCGUUAAUGGAGCCUCCCCCCCCCAGGAAGGCACAAUGCAGGUGAAACAGGACCGAAUCUCGGGUUGCUGGUCUCGGAGGGACCCUGAGUUGACAAGAGAAAUUUCUGAAUCAACUGGGGAACAAGAGAGAUGGGAUUCUUCCUUCCACAUCGGUCCGGAGAAAGGGAGACAACAGAGCUGAUGAUUUUUUUUUGGGGGGGGGGCAAUUGUCUAUACCUUAACUGCAGCAUUUUUUAAAAAAACAAGAAAACUCUUUUCUCCAUACCUCUAAAGAGUGGAAUAGACAAUGACCCAUUGGCAGGCAUGGUAGUAGGAGCUGGGUGCAAUGAAACAGGUUCUUGAGAAGGAAAACACGAAGUCUGCACAUGCCUUUUGUACACGCAGGUCCCAGGUGAUGAGGACCACGAUGGUGACUUUGCUCCUGGAGCGAUCCAGGUCUGAGCUGGCUCUGGUUGCAACCAUGGAUCAGUUCCUUGUAAAACAUCCGUUGGCUGCUGUGCUAUUUUCUGAGCCAUGGAAAGGUGAACAAAUCUCCCCAUCCGCAACCCGACCUGGAAACGACCUUUCGUGGAUGCCCGUUUCAUUUGGUUGCUUUCCGAAGGUUCAGACUGAGGAUCCUGAACCAGAAGGGCUGGAAGGAAGCCAGGGCGUUGGCCUUCCUUUCCGAAUGCUGGCCACGGGUGGCCUCAGUGGUCCACCAGUUACUUGGACCGAAAGGGCUCCUGAGAGCGGAGGCUCUUUGCAAAUCAAGCCAUACCAGAUGAGCCCAACUGAUUCUUCCAAAGGAACGGCAUCGGAUGGGGCGGGAUGGGGUGGGGGUCGUGCUUUAUUGUGACUCUGCUACCCGUGGGACACCUCCUUUGGCCACCGAGAAUGCAAAAGGCACAUGGUAUCUGGGGUAAAAAAAGGUUGUUUUUUUUGGCUAUUGUUGAAAUGGCAAGGAAGAAGAUAGGCUGCACUGGCUGGGGGAUGAUGGAAGUGUAGUACAAAACCCCUCUGGGAUGUCCCACUGGGGAAGGUGCAGUAUUGGCAUUGCAGAAUUUACAAUAAAUUUGGGACGUCCUAAAAAGGGAUCAACCCAAUUCAGUGCCUGA